Armigeres subalbatus is the source of this 2135-nucleotide messenger RNA. Its product is annotated as lamin Dm0-like. The record is from RefSeq and is a predicted model, not a curated record. Gene Ontology annotation, cellular component: nuclear envelope; nuclear lamina. NCBI's taxonomy places the organism in Eukaryota, Metazoa, Arthropoda, Insecta, Diptera, Culicidae. The coding region runs from base 270 to 1952 and encodes 560 amino acids. The transcript has 2 exons. Gene Ontology annotation, biological process: nuclear envelope organization; nuclear pore localization; protein localization to nuclear envelope. Gene Ontology annotation, molecular function: structural constituent of cytoskeleton.
AUAUACAUGAGCGUGCUACCUACAUUCAGUGCAGGAUAGUCUAUAAGAUAGUUAAUGUAUGGACACAUUACAUCCAAGUCGGAAUUAUAUUCAAUUUCCCGAAUAAAUAUAAAAUUCUAGAGUUGUACAAAUAAAUAAAACUAGUUUUAACUACAUUAUCAUCAGUUAAAAUUAAAUACUGUUGAACAAUACCCACCGUUCGUUGCACGUGAUUGUCUUUUCUGAUUGAUUUUGGCGCUCGUUUUUUGUGUGGUAAAAAGCUCUCCGCCAUGUCGGGAAAACCGAAAAAGACUGCUAAUAAACCGACAUCCACGUCCGGUGCCCAGUCGGUGUCCUCGUCAGCAUCCUCCGUAUCCAGUAUGGCAGAAUCCUCGGAAACUGCUCUCAGUCCCUCGCGGCGAAGUCGAUUGCAUGAGAAGAACAGCCUCAUGAACCUCAACGACCGUCUUGCGUGCUACAUCGAACGUGUUCGAUUUUUGGAACAAGAAAACUCUAAACUGUCACUGGAACUGUCUUCUUGCCAGGAAACGGCUUUACGUGAAGUCGCUAGCCUCAAGGCGAUUUACGAGAACGAGUUGACCGAUGCGAGAAAACUGCUGGAUGAAACGGCGCGGGAUAAAGCCAAGGUAGAAAUCGACGCCAAACGGUACUGGGAGGAAAACGAUCAGCUGAGGGUUAAGCUAAACAGGAAGAUUAAGGAACUCACCGAAGUGGAUAAGGAAGCACGGGCUAAUGAAGCGAGAUGUAUCGAGCUGACGGCCAAUUACAACAGCAUCUGCACUGAAAAGAAGAAACUUCAAGAAGAAUUACGCGAAGCGGAUAUGGAAUCGGCAAAGCUACGGAAGUCAUUUGAAUCUAUGCGGAAGGAUCUGGAGCAUGAAACGCUGAUCCGAGUUGACCUGGAGAACAACAUACAAAGUCUUCGUGAAGAAAUCACCUUCAAGGAUCAAGUUCACAAUCAGGAACUCUCGGAAAGCAAAAUGCGUCGUCAGACCGAAAUUAGCGAAAUCGAUGGCUAUCUGCUGGAUCAAUACGAAACCAAGAUGCAACAAACUCUGCAGGAACUACGUGAUCAGUACGAAACACAACUGAACAUGAACCGCGAUGAAAUGUCCGAGCUAUACGAUGUUCGAAUUCAGAACUUGGAAAGCAGACUUGCCCAGGAGCGCGUCCAGCACGAAGAGGAACGACGGAAGCUUGAAAUGGAAGUCAACCGGCUGCGGGACGACAUGGCUGUUCAGCUUAAAGAAUACCAAGACCUUAUGGAUAUCAAGAUCUCGUUGGAUAUGGAAAUCGCUGCCUACGAUAGGCUGCUCUCGUCGGAGGAAACUCGCCUCAACAUCACCCCUAGCGUAACCAGCACCACUUCAGCCGGAUUGAGCACUUCUUCGCGGCUGUUUCGCACCCCGUCAUACAAACGAAAACGCACUGCUUUGGACGAUUCCGUGGACUACUCUGUCACCUCGUCAGCCACGGGAGACCUGGAACUAGCCGAGUGCGACCCGGAAGGCAAGUUUGUGAAAGUGCACAAUAAAUCAAAUCAAGCUCAGAAACUUGAGGGUUGGCAAAUUGUUCGCAAAACUGAAUCCAGCGAAAUGAAGUAUAAGUUUCCCAAGGGAACUAAGCUCGACGGUAACUCAACGGUCACCAUUUGGUCGGCCUCCGCCAACCAGAAGGCAGAUCCUCCAGCGAGUUUGCUCAUGAAGGGUCAGUCGUGGAUCACCGGAGAUAACGUGAACACCAAGUUGCUCAAUCAGGAUGGCGAGGAAGUGGCCCAUGCCGAGCGGAUUAGAAUGAAGGCGAUGAGUGCCCCGACCGGACAUAAGGACAAGUAUUUUCUAGAGGAGGGAGGUGCAAGGCUGGGAGUUAAUAGAUCUGUUGGUGCCCGAUCACCGUUAUCGUCGAAAGGCGGCCAAGGCGAUAAGAAUGAUGAGCAGUGUGUAUUAAUGUAAGUCUAAAUUUGUAAUGUUUGUCGUGAAGAUUAAACUUGUAUUUUUCUGUUUUUUGCAACAUUAUGUAAAAGUGAAAUGGAAUGCUGUAGAUAGUAAGAAAAGAAUGGUAAAUUGGCAUUUAUUUGUAAUACGAAGAAGAUUUCAAAUAAAAUUUCAUAAUUUUAUGAUAAGUGAAACUGGUAA